Messenger RNA from Engraulis encrasicolus (European anchovy), 2177 nucleotides. Its product is annotated as kelch domain-containing protein 1-like. NCBI's taxonomy places the organism in Eukaryota, Metazoa, Chordata, Actinopteri, Clupeiformes, Engraulidae. Gene Ontology annotation, molecular function: protein binding. The transcript is spliced from 13 exons. The record is from RefSeq and is a predicted model, not a curated record. Bases 589 to 1833 code for a protein of 414 amino acids.
CCCAAAGAUUUUUGUAUCCUCAUUUUGAGAUUUUUUAAAACGGUGCCUUGGCCUAGUCACUGUUAACAUGAAGUGGGCCUAAUAAUUAUUCACUGUCUGAGUCAGAAAUGUAGUUGGAAUGCAGUUGGAAUUGCAUUCAUUUUUUCCCGCUAAGGUGUCUUACCUGGACCAAUAGAUUUGCUUAAUUGAUUUUGACGCGCAGCUGAGACCUGGGGCUAAAUUUAGUCGCAUUCUUUUCCGUAUCAAGCCACGCGUGACAUCGUUGUGUUAUUUACGUUCUUUGGCAGCCGAGGGGGUUUAGCAGAGUAGGCUAUAUAAUCCAAGAAAAAUAGAUUUUCCACACAUCUAAAGCGCCUUGUCCUGUCGCACGCACUCAGGCGCUUUCGCUGCCCGCCCCGUUCAACUCCCUCUCCUCCUCCCAGCCUUCAAAUCAUCUGUGCCACAUUUCCUGUUUAGCAUACCUCCUCUCCGCCACAGCAGGUGAACGUCGCCCUCUCCUCUCCUCUCCUCUCCUCUCGUCGCACUUCUCAAUUUUGCCUCAAGCUCGGCAGCUGUUGCCGCAUUGUUGUUGUUUUUUUGUUUUGCCUCAUGGAGAUCACUACCGGGUCCAGAGUUGCAGAAGUUGAGACCCAAACGGCGCUGGGACGAAGCGACCACACGGCAGUGGUGAAUGGCAACACUCUUUACGUGUGGGGAGGAUGUCAGACGGUGGACGGAGAAGAAGUUACACUGCCCAGUGACGAGAUGUGGCUGUAUGAUAUGGAAAGUGGAGUGUGGUCCCUGAGGAAGAUGAGUGGGGAUGUUCCUCCGCUGUUGUCUGAGACCUGUGGCUCCUGUCUCCAGGGCCAUCUCUACAUCUUCGGAGGCUGCGACGAACACGCCCACACCAACCAGAUGUACCGAGUGAACCUGGAGGACGGGGAGUUUGUGUGGAAGAGGUUGACGGACACCCAAGGCACCCCGCCCUCACCCAGAGACAAGCACUCCUGCUGGGUAUACAGAGAGAGAAUUAUCUACUUUGGCGGCUACGGGUGUAAGACGGUGCGGGAACUCAACAAUGAGAAGAGCUUCAUGGUGGAUCACACAUCUUGGGCCACCAUAGGCACGGUGAUCUUCAGGUUCUGGGGCUGGAAUAACGAGGUGCACAUGUUUGAGCCCGACACCAACAGCUGGUCAGAGCCACAGACACAGGGUGUUGGUCCAGCUCCGAGAGCGUCCCAUGCCAGUGCGGUGGUGGGCAGCAAGGGCUAUGUGUGCGGGGGCAUGGAAUCAACUCUGAUGGAUCUGCACUGCUUAGAUCUGGACACAUGGACAUGGACACAAGUAUACCCCUCUUCAGAGCUCCUCCCGGUGUGCCGCUCCCUCCACACCCUGACGGCCGUUUCGGAACACACCCUCCUCCUCUUCGGCGGCCUGAGCGCCAAGGGCCAGCCGCUCAGUGACACGUGGGAGUUUGACACACGCACCAAAGAGUGGAGAGAACGGCAACAUCUGCACAGAGCACAGCCCAGGUUGUGGCACUCGGCUGGGCUGGGGAAUGACGGUGACGUGGUGGUGUUUGGAGGAACCCGAGACUACACCCUGCUCAUGGACUCGGUGGCAGUGCUGAGGUCGCCAUCACAGAACCACUGUUCAGAUGUACUGGUCUUCCAAACACAGCCAUACUCUCUAGUCCGGUUAUGUGAGGACUGCAUAGGUCAACACGCAUCUGUUCUGUCGGAGCAGCUGCCCUGGUUGCCAUGGAAGCUGAGAGAGGGGAUUCAGAAGAGGAUCUCCUUCCACAGCGUAAACACGCACCGACGACCGGAGACAGAGGCGCUCACACACUCCUAAACACACUCUUGGUUUUGAGAGUCCACUGCCUUCCUUGGGCACAACAUUACAGCACUUUAGUUUACCUCAAAAAAGUCUUCAUGCCAAGUCUUUUUUUGUUUGUUUCCUGUGUUUUAUUUGUCUAAAUUUUAAGCCAUGUUUGUGUCUUUUUUCUGUUGUAUGUUUUAAAGGAACAAUUGUUUAAUGUUUAACAUGUGUGGUGUAGGCUGAAAUAUGUUUAUGUAAAAUAUGUGUAUAUGUUUGUAUUGAGCUGCCUUUCGGAAAACACUGCCGAUUUGUUUUAACCCACAGUUUAAUUGUAUUUUUGACACUAGGCAUUUAAAUAAAGUUAUUUUCUGUAUAAA